CUUUCAUUCUCUAGUUUGACACAUUUCUCCAGUGUAUUGUGUGGGUGUUUUUAGUGAAUAAUCAAUUAAAUUUGUUCGAUUAUUGAUUGUAAUUGUGUAUUGUCAAACCAUUUCAACCAACGUUUCAAAUUUCGGCGUUCAAACGGUGAUUAUAAUUGAUUUCCAUUCAGGAUAUACAGUGAAACUUAGUCGUUAUUAGAACACCAUUGCUGAAUAACAACAAAACUGGAGAAACCUCAUCAUCAUCACCAACACAAAAAUUCUUCAAAGCCAGUGAAACCUCUAUAAAAAUCUCUUGUAGCUGGAGUCUAUAAACAAGACAUGUGAGAGCUUGUGAUAGUUGCAAGAAGCUUAGAAGUUGUAGUUGAAAGUAUCACAUAGCAGAAGGCAACAGAAAGAAGUUGGAGAUAAGUGGAAGCAAGAUUGGCGGUAGUCACAUCACAUUCAAUAAUUCUGGAGACGUGGAAGGUCAAGGAGGUGAAGAGGCAGGGGGAAGGGUUGGAGAAGGGUGUGAAGUGCUGGACAAUGGGGGGACACCGACAGUGGCUGGUGGGGAAGAGAAAAAAGAGGAAGAAGACAGUGUCCGGCUGGUCAGGAACCAGCUGCGACAUCAGGAGGAGUUUGACCUCCAAGAUCAACAGGUGCCUGAUGUAGAUGCCGGUGAGGUGGCCGGAUGGUGCUGUCCCUCCAGAAGGGUGGACCUGAGCGGGGUUGAUCAGAUCCCAGGGUCAGAUUUGGUGGAAGCAUCAGGUUUACCAUCGGCAGGGAAUUUUCUGCAAAAUGGCCAUUCUGCAGCAAACUGUCAGGGUGAAGACGGUGCCUGCUGCUGUCCCUCGGGAAUGGUGGACCUUAGUAAGGAGAAGAUGUUCCAGGGUGCACAUUUGCUGGAGGGGAUGAGUGUGACUUGUGACAUGAGUGCCCAAAAUGGUGGCAGAAGUGAUUAUGUGAAUGAAGGGCAGUGGUUGGGGUUUCUGAGUGUGAAGUUGAGGGGAUGUGUGUUCAGGGAUCAUGGAGGAAUUGCGGCCUGGUUCAAGGUGGUCUGGUGUCUUCCUGAGCAGCAUGUGGUCACAGCUGAUGAUUGGAUUGGACUUUAUGCUGUUGAUGAAAGCAACCCCCUAAAGUUCCUAGCAAAAUACACCAAAGAUCUUGGGCAGACCUCAGGUAGUACUAUGUGGUUACUUGACCUGCCUCAACCCAAUAGCAACCUCGGUCAUCAAGACUUCUCCACCACCCCUCUCCACUUCCGCUACUACACUCGCCUCCCCCCACCACUUCUCCCUCCUCCUCACUCUCUUUCCUCCUCAUCAUCAUCCUCCUCACUCACCCUGGCUGCUCACUCUGAUCCGCCGUUCCAUCUGGACGCCAUCUUCCGGCAAGUGAAGGAAGCUCAAGACAAGUCUGAAGGGAGUCGGAAACGAGACGAGUCUGAAGGGAUUCGGAAACGGGAGGAACUGGAAGGGAUUCGGAAACGAGAGGAGCUGGAAGGGAUUCGGAAACGGGAGGAGCCGGAUGGGAUUCGGAAACGAGAAGAGUUCUUUGCAUGUCGGGAUCUGCUGCGGUUGCGAGGGGAUCGCGGAACUGGCACCAGUUCUGAGAGCGAGUCGGAUGCUGAAGGUACAUCUUCAAAAAAACGAUCAGGCAGCAGAAGGGGUUGGCGUUUCCUGAAAAAGAAAACAUCACUGCCCCAAUGGCUUCAAAUCCGGAAGUCAGAGGUGGAAACUGGAAGUAAACACAAAGAUACAGGAAGUGGUAGUAGUCAUGAUACAGCAGGAGCCAGUAGUCACAAGGAAACCGCUAGUAGCCACCAUAGAGAUUUCAGUAGUAGUGUGAAAGAAACCGGAAGUAGACACAAGGAAACCGGAAGUAGACAAAAGGAAACCGGAAAUAAGCAAAAGAAAACUAGUAGUAGUAGUCAUGUUUUAGUGGGUAGUAAGCAUAAGGAAACCGGGAGUAGGCAUAAGGAAAGUGGUAGUAGUCACGGAAAUAGCAUUAGAGAAACCGGAAGUAGACAUAAGGAGACCGGAAGUAGCUCAAGAGAAACCGGAAGUGGUCAAGGGGUGACCGGAAGUGAGCAAAAUGAAGAAGGCUGUUCAUCACAGCACUCAUCACGUGAUCUUCUGACAUGGAACUCGCAUGAAGCAGCCCAGAAAACCCUGGAUGUCUUGGAUGCUGAUCACAUUGAGUACUAUCCAAUAUGGAGUCAUCAGGUUGGGACUAGUGGUGAAGCAAGUGCAGCAGCUGCUACAUCUGUGUAUGAGACACUGUAUCCGGUGGCAGGGAGUGAUACACCUCCACCCCCUUUACCACCAAGAUCCUUCCCUCCCCGCCACCACCACAGACCAUUAGAACGAACACGUGCAGUGGAACCCUCUUCAAGACAACCACCACCAGAAGUCCUCAGGAAAAACAAACCGGGACCACUGCUACCACCUAGACCAAAGAAAAUUGUCCAUCCAGAAGACAGUUUUGGCUUUGAGAUUGUCGACACUGAUGAACUAUCAGGGCUGUCAUCAUUCCAAGACAGUGUAGACCAGGAGAUACAGCAGCAGCAUGUCAUGAACGACCUGCUCAAUGGUUUAGACCAAGUGGUGGCCACCUCAUUGCAACCCGGGGAUGUGUCUGUGAAACCCUGGGGUGUGGGUGUGUUGUCAGAAGUUGUUAUCUGGAAGGAUGGUGAGGGGUUUGCAGAGGGUGCUGCACCACUAGCAACCCCUGAAACAGAGGUCAGCUUCAAUGAGGGUGGUGGGUCGUUUGAGAUGGUUGGGACAGAAAUGGCCAGUUCGGAUGCUGAGGUGCAGAAUGGUUUGGGACCAAAGAACCUGCAACAGAGUGAUCCAGACACCAAUGCUGAGACACAACACUUGCUUGGAUUUGAUUUCAAAAGUGAGGAAGACCUCACCAGUAGUCCUCUGUUUAAGUUCUGCAAAAGGGCUGCCACAACAUCCUCACAUUUAGGUGCAACAAGUUCUGAAGAUGCAGUUGAUACUAGAAAUGCUCAGGAUGGGGAAAGCAGUGAAGAUGUGAGGAACAACAAUGGGAGUUGUCCUGUGCAACAAGCUAGUGUUGAUAGUAAUAGUUCUAGUGCUGUUACAGCCACCACAAGUGAUCUUAAAACAGUCAAGUCAGCAAAAGAGGGAAAUUUUGAAGAUGAUGCAAUAGUUCCCAGUAGUAGUGUGCAUCCUGUACCUAGUGAUACUAACUAUGUAGCUAGUGAUAGUGUGAACAAUAAUGAUGGUGAAAAUGUUGCCUUACUGCCGUCCAAAGUUGAAGAAAGUGCCGAGGAUGCAUCAGCUGAUCCAAACUUGCUUUUGGUGCCUGAAACAUGUUCUUCACAUGUGAGUAGUUUGUCUCCAAUGUCACCAGCUUCUGAUACUGACUUAGGUGCAACUUAUUCGGAGACGGUCUCUGUAUCUGCUGUGGGAACUUCUAAUUCUGAUCCUAGUCCUCCUAGAAUUGUUCCUAGAAUAUCUGGAACUGCUACUUCUGUUACUAAUUCUUCCAUGUCUGCUCCUGGAUCUUCUGCUACUGGAACUGAUUCUUCCAUUAUUGAUCUUGGUUCUUCUUCCACUGAAAUCUCCACAACUUUGGCUCAUGGAAAUAUUGAUGAUUCUAUGGAAACUGCUGAUUUGGCAUCAGGUUCUGCUUCCAAUAACUAUGAAACUGUUCCCGGUUCCUCAGGAACUGCUACUUCCACCCAUGGAACUGCCACUUCAGCAUCAGUAUCUGCCACUUCUGCUUCAGGAACUUCUACCCACACUCAUGGAACUGCCACUUCAGCAUUAGGAACUGCUACACCAACUUCAGGAACUGCUACUUCUGCAUCAGGAACUGCUCCAUCAACAUCAGGAAUCGCUCCUGGCACUUCUGGAACAGUUCUUCCAGCUCAUGGAACUGCCAUAGUUACCUCAGGAACCGGUGAUCCAGGAACUGUUACUUUCAUGGAAUCUGCUCCAGUUCCCUGUUGCAGUGGCCUUCCUGCAGUGGUGAAUGUGAAACCGGAAGUGAACAGGAGUUCCAGUUCUGAAUCGAUGGCUUCCGGCGGCGAGGUCAGUGACCUCAUGGCUGAAAGAAGGAGAGAGGAUGAGGAGAGGGAGAUGGGUGUAGAGGAGGCUAUGAUCAGAAUGCACAAGCCGUUGUCACGUCAGGUCAGCCACCCUCCCGACAACACAACAGCGCUACGAUACCAAAGACAACAACUAAAUCAUCCCUCUGACGUCACCGCUAUGACGUCACAAACGUUCAUGACGUCAUCUCCAAGACCACAGAACCGUCUGCUAAACAGAGUAGCAGCUAUUAGCAGUGCGCCUACCAGUCAUCUGCCUUCUACUUCAUAUUCUGGGACUUCUGGGCCUGGACCUUCUGGUCUACUGGACCUUUUGCUUCUGGGGCCUGGAUCUUCUGCUUCUGGACCUUCUGGGAUUCCUUCUACUGGAUCAUCUGUUUCUUCUUCCUCUUCUGCUACUUCUUCUUCUUGUUUGCCUCAGUGUCCCCCCACCCCUACCCAUCACGCGCGUCCGCAUACGAGAGCGUCUUUCCAGAGUCCUGUGUUGGGGAGAGCUGCUAAGGGAGGGUUGGCUAAUACAUCUCUACUCCUACGAGGCGAUGCCGAUACCCUAUACCACAGUACCACAUCUGGCGUCUCUAACCACAAUCAUAUAAGGCUAUCUAACAAUACACCACAGAACCAACACAGUCUAACAUUUCCAGAAAGUUCUGCAUCCUCCUCCUCCUCAACAACUGUUCUAUGCCAGAACGGAGAUGAAGGAGGAGAAGCUGGAGGAGGAAGUGGAGGAGUAGGAGGAGGAAGUGGAGGAGGAGGAGGAGGUGUUCUAAGGAAUAUGGGACAGCAACAUGUGGUGACAACUAGAUUGCCUUCAAUUCCUGAAAGGAGUAUUAAACACCAGAGGUUGGAGCUGGGAGCUGAUGAAGAACCCUUACCGCCUUGCUGGGAAGCUCGUAUCGACAGUCACGGUCGUAUCUUCUACAUAGACCAUGUGAAUCGCAUGACCACCUGGCAGAGACCAACUGGUCGACCUUUGACCUCCAAUGACCUUCAACGUCAACAGCUUGACAGACGUUAUCAAAGCAUCAGACGCACCAUCACCUCACGUCGUAGUGAACUCGACGACAAUGCCACACCUUCUUCAUCCUCAACAGCCAAUGACAGCACAGAUGGCAAUGCUGGCUCCGCCCACUCUUCCUCGUCAACCAAUGGCAACUCUGGACAGUCGUCUUCGAUGGCCAAUGGUAGUUCUGGCCCCGCCCAUUCGUCCACAUCAGCCAAUGGGAACGCAGGACACUCCUCUGGAUUGGCCAAUGGGAGUAGUUCAGGACAUAGUCACCAAUCUGAUAUGAGUCAGAUGCCUGCUGUCAAGUUUAUAUCGAGGCCAGAUUUCUUCAGUAUUUUGCAUAUGAAUCAGGACGCCCUAACCCUCUACAAUCGUAACGGAUCUCUGAAGCACAUGAUAUCGAAGAUCAGACGAGAUGCCUCGACGUUUGAGCGCUACCAACAUAACAGAGAUCUGGUUGCGUUGGUAAACCUGUUCGCUGACAACGUCAGGGAUCUGCCCAGGGGGUGGGAGACAAAAUUCGACCGCAGUGGCAAGGUGUUCUUCAUAGACCACACCAACAAGACGACCACGUUCAUGGACCCCCGUGUGCCGACAGAGACUCCCUACCUGCAUCUGUCGGCCCACAAGAUGCUGAAUGCCAACGGAGCCCGGAGACGCAGUCAUAGUGCAGGGGAACAUGACUUCGGAUUUGUCCUCGCUAAUAAUCGAGCGCCAGUGCCGCCACCAAGACCGGGCACGACUUCCAGUUGGACUUGGACCUCGGCUGGCAGCGAGGACAUCCCCUCGGCCUACAACGACAAGGUGGUCGCCUUCCUCAGACAACCCAACAUCGUCCACAUCCUCGCGGAGAGACAUCCUCAGCUUAACACCAAUCAUCUCCUAAGGGAUAAGGUGAAUGCAGUAAGAGUGGAAGGAACGGCAGCAUUAGACAGACUCAGCUGCGAUGUAGAGUUGACCAUUUUAAUGAGCCUCUUCGAGCAAGAAAUAAUGUCCUACAUCCCGGCCGGUCGCUCACAAUCGCCGCGCUGCGUUCAGUCGGCGGGGGGCGUCAACGGGGCCACCACUCUAUCCCAGCAGCAGUCGGCUUUAUCCCAGCAACAGCAGCAGCUUUCGCCACAGGCGUCGCCGGGUGUGUCGCGUGCCAAUGCCAGGGCUCCGGCGCCCUACAGGAGGGACUUCGAGGCCAAACUCACCAACUUCUACCGCAAACUGGAGUCCAAGGGGUACGGGCAGGGACCGGGCAAACUCAAACUGCACAUAAGACGCGAACAUUUGCUGGAAGACGCGUUCAACAAGAUAAUGUGUGCCAGCAAGAAGGAUUUGCAGAAAUGCAAGCUCUACGUGCAAUUCGACCAUGAGGAGGGCCUCGACUACGGUGGGCCCUCCAGGGAGUUCUUCUUCCUACUGUCGAGGGAACUGUUCAAUCCAUACUAUGGUUUAUUCGAGUAUUCUGCUAAUGACACUUACACUGUUCAGGUUUCUCCGAUGUCAGCGUUCGUAGACAACCAACACGAGUGGUUCAGGUUUAGUGGAAGAGUUCUGGGACUGGCUUUAGUGCACCAGUAUCUAUUGGAUGCAUUCUUCACCAGGCCAUUCUACAAGGCACUGUUAAGGCUACCAGUAUCUCUAAGUGACUUGGAGUCACUAGACAGCGAGUUCCACCAAUCUCUUCUGUGGAUAAAGGAGCGCGACAUUUCGUCUGAAGUUUUGGAUUUGAACUUUGCAGUCACCGAAGAGGUUUUCGGGCAGGCGGUCGAGAGGGAGCUCAAACCGGGUGGAAGGAAUAUACCUGUCACCGAGAAGAAUAAGAAGGAAUACCUGGAGAGGGUAGUUCGUUGGCGUUUGGAGCGAGGCGUGUCUCAGCAGACGGAGUGUUUGGUGCGAGGCUUCUAUGAGGUGGUCGACCCCAGGCUGGUGGCUGUAUUCGAUGCAAGGGAACUCGAGCUGGUCAUAGCUGGCACGGCUGAGAUAGACCUCGCUGAUUGGAGGACGCACACUGAGUAUAGAUCUGGUUACCACAAUCAACACCCUGUGAUAAUGUGGUUCUGGGCCGCCAUGGAGCGAUUCAGCAACGAGCAGAGACUUCGGCUGCUGCAGUUUGUGACGGGGACGUCGAGUGUGCCCUACGAGGGCUUCGCGGCACUCAGGGGGUCCACCGGGCCCCGCAAGUUUUGUGUCGAGAAGUGGGGCAAGCCUAACAGUCUGCCAAGGGCCCAUACCUGUUUCAACCGUUUGGAUCUACCACCCUACCCUACUCCGGAUAUUCUCUACGAGAAACUACUUCUGGCCGUUGAAGAAACAAACACCUUUGGCAUAGAGUAAGAGGUAAAACAUCGACGAAAUCUCCCUAUUUAUCGUACAAACCUCGUACUAUUCAGUAUAUUUUUGGCUCCAAAUCACUGUGGCUAAGUAACGUACCCCCGGGGCUGCCCUCGGAUGGGUGUUCGCUUGCACGAGGCUCUUUAUGUCUCGUACAAACCUUGUACUAUUCAGUAUAUUUUUGGCUCCAAAUCACUGUAGUCAAGUCACGUACCCUCGGGGCUGCCAUCGGAUGGGUGUUCGCUUGCAAAGGGCUCUUUAUGUCUCGUACAAACCUUGUACUAUUCAGUAUAUU
Messenger RNA from Nilaparvata lugens (brown planthopper), 7686 nucleotides. RefSeq names its product mucin-12. Gene Ontology annotation, biological process: regulation of dendrite morphogenesis. Gene Ontology annotation, molecular function: protein binding; ubiquitin-protein transferase activity. The record is from RefSeq and is a predicted model, not a curated record. Lineage: Eukaryota; Metazoa; Arthropoda; Insecta; Hemiptera; Delphacidae.